Physella acuta is the source of this 1373-nucleotide messenger RNA. RefSeq lists its product as uncharacterized. NCBI's taxonomy places the organism in Eukaryota, Metazoa, Mollusca, Gastropoda, Physidae. The record is from RefSeq and is a predicted model, not a curated record.
AAUCUCGACAUCAAUGGCCACUUGCACAAAUCUCAACGAUCGAGUUGCAUGAAAUAAAAAACAAAGUUUGAUAACAUCAAGUCAAGUUAGCUAUAUUUGACGCCGCCCUUUCUCUGACCGGAAAUGAUGGUGGUUAUACCUUUCCUGCUCACGGCGCUGCUGCUGCUGCGGUAUUGCCAUGGUCCGAGCAACAUAGCAGUCAAAGAGGAACCAGUGCUGGAACAUGCAACCAUCUUCUCCAAGAGCCCUGAUAUCUGGGCACUAAAGCAAGCCCACACAGUGAUCCAACAUCCACAUAACGUAAUGCAAGGAAGUGAACUGGUCGUGACCUGUGACCCGAGGAUGGCCAAGGUCGAUGUCAUGGCCGACAAGAUACUCAGCCUUGACCUUUCCUGCGUCCCCCAGGAUGAGACGACGGUCGCGCAGAUUGCGACCUUCCGGCCCACGAACAGAAAAGGACCAAGGCUGACACGAAAUGAGAAGCUGGGCAAGAAUUGGAGAAUAUCCCUAGUAAAAUCAGCGGACGAGGAAGGCGACAUGAGCGUAAAGCUGCAGGCGGUGAAGAGAAAAUCUCAGCUGAGAGACUCGGGUCUCUACACGUGCGGGGUCGAGUACAUCCAGAACAAGACGGUCAUCAAGGAGACCUUCGAUAGUACUCUGCUUGUCACAGAAAGGGUACCUGCCUACAUCGUCGGCCCGGAACCCGUGCACGUGGGGGACACGUACAAAGCCGUCUGCGACGCCAGGAGGGUCAGCAUGAGCCCUGACGUCACCACCAUCAAACACGUGACCAUCCUCCGCUCGCCCGGAUGUGACCGGCGUUACGCGGUGGUCGUGCGCCUGGACUACAAAAACAACAAAUCCACGCGCAAGAUGCACUUCAAGGCUCACAAGAACUGGGAGGUGGAGCUGAAGGGCGACUUCUACAAACCGUUCAACCGUGACGCGGUGAUGGUCAAGCUGACCGUGACCAACAGCUCCACACUGGACAGCGGCUGCUUCCAGUGCAGGGUUGGGUGUCUGGCACCAGGGAGCAACAAGGUCCUGGAGCUGGUGGCCGAGGAAAAGGUCCAGGUCACUGAAUACAUCGAAGAGCCCGAAGAGAAGGAGGUAAAAAACGAGACUCUCGUUGAAGAGGAACCGACGUCUAUGGCGGCUUUCCUUCUCCAACACAUCAACGAUGCGUCUGCGCAUGCGUACAACAAUCUCAGCUUCCGGUUCUUCUCUCUUGGCGACUUUGUUUUCAUCCUGGUCCUACUCCUAGUGUGCGCCAAACGUCUGGUCACCAAAUGAACACGGAGUUUUAGAAAGGAAAUUAAAAACAUGGAACAUCUCAAUAAAUAUUAUACAAUGUAAUACCUCGAGUGUAAGGU